GCAGUACCUGGAGAUUUUAACCAACGUUUACAUCGUGUUGUUCGCGUAAAAAACGCCCUGGAUAAUUUUUUUUUUAUUAAUAAUAAUUAAUAAUUUUAUUAAAUAGCAACAGUGUUUAAUAUCUACCAGUUAAAAUUAUACCUCAAAUUAAUAUCAAACAAUUUAAAACAAUAAUAAUGUGAUUUAUUCAAAAAAAAAAACAAAAAAGUUAUUUUAUUUUUCUAUAAUAAUAGUUGAAUUAAAAAAUAAUAAAACAAAUUAAUAUUUAUAAUAAAAAAAUUAUAUUUAUUUUUAAUCAGUAUCUAUCUGUGUUAAUAAAAUUAUCAAUUAAUUUUUUUUUAUAAUUAUUAUGACCAUAUAUAAAUAAGCCAAUUUUCAAGGAAAUAUUUGGUUUUUUUUUUUUUUAAACAAAAGGAAUAUUUUUCUAGUGUUUAAAUAUGACUCCAUCGAUUAUUCUGAGUAUAAACUUGACCGGACAUACGUGCUUACAGUUUCGUUUUUCAUCACCGGGAUAAAUGUAUAUAUUUUUUUUUUUUUUUGAUUAGUUAACAAAAGAGUAUCUACUUGUUUAUUAAAUUAAAUUUUUUUAUUUGUAAAAAAAUUUUUUUAUUUUCGUUGUACAAUUCAAUCACUUUACGUGAAUAUUUAUAUAAUAGUAAUAAUAAUAUUAAAAAAUAUUAAAUAUGUGUAAACAUAAGUACACAUAUUUACAAUUCUGGUUUGUCGAGAAUAUCUUGAACCAAGAAUAAAUUGAGUGCGCGUUGUGGCGUGUCAGCUAAUCGAUCGUCUCUUCAGCACAAUAAACGGGAUAUAUAUAAAUUAUUAUUAUAACAUUUUUUAUUAUAAUAUUAUUUUUUUUUUUUUUUUUAUUAAACUUUAUUUUCCACUUCACCCAGAGGUGAAGUCACUCGAAGAAGAUGAGCCACUUUGACUGGAAGCUGUUGCGUCGAAAGAAGGUAAUUCCAGUUGAAAAAAGAUUUGUUAAUGGUGAAAAAGAUGAAACAUGGAGUUUAGCAUCUGAUCAACCAUUUAAAGAUAAUAUUGAUGAUUGUCAUGAUGAUGAUAAAAUAAAUAAUAAUAAUAAUAAAAAAGAUGAUGAGGAGGAGUUUGUUGAUGCAUUGGAUAUUUGUCGUGGAGGAGAAGGACGUCAAUCUCGUACAAAAAAAGUAAAAAAUUAUUUACGUAAAUGUAAAGGUGCAUUGACAUCAUCAGGAUCAUCAACAUCACGUGAUGAUUCAACAAAUUCACAUACAAUUAAUCGUAAUAAAAAUAUACAAUAUAAUAAAAAUAAUAAAAAAAUAAAUAACAAUCGUUCAUCAUCAUCAUCAGCAGUGGCAUCAUCAUCAUCUUGGUAUAUUGAUGAUAAAAAAAUUGAAAUAAUUGAUAUAAGCAGUAUUAAAUCAAAUGAAUUAAAUAGUAAUAAAAAAACAAUUAUACGUACAACAUCAUUGACAAGAAAUAUUGAUGAUAAUAUAAAAAAAAAAUUAAUUAAAUCACCAAAAAAAUUUGGCUCAGAAAGUCUACUUGAUUCAAUUGAUAAUAAUGAUUUAAAUAAUGAAUUAAAUAACACAAAAAUAACAAAUUUAAUUAAUAAUAAUACACAAAAUAUUAUUAAUAAUAAUCAAGUUAAUUAUAAUCCAAUAAAAAAUGAUAAAAAUAAUGAUAAUAAUGAUAUUAAAAAUCAAAAAAUAAUACCAGUUUAUCAGCAUCAAUUAAAUGUUCGUGGUGAUGUUGCAUCACUUGUACGUAGUUUAUUGGGUCCAAUUUAUGGUGAAUAUGUUUUGGAUCCAUUGACAAAACAAGCACGUGAUAUACUUGUUUGUGCUUAUCAUGGAAAUAUUGAAAUUUUUGUUGAAUCAUACUUAUCACCAGCAGCAAAUUUACUUGCUAAAAUUAAACAACAAGUCAUUGAAAAGGAUGAUGAUUCAUUGGUGCCUUAUGGUUGGCCAUUGACAUUGUCAGAUAAAGCAUUGGUAGUUCAACUUGGUGAGCUAGAAUCAUCUUCAUUGAGACAAGGGGAAUCUUAUCUAUGUGUACGUAGUAAAAAUCAACUUAAUAACAAGGAUAAACAACAAGAAAGUGUCAUCGAUAUCGUUGAGAUUGCCUUGAUUUGGCGUUCGUCAAUGCGUACUCCUGGUGUAUUUGAUUGUCGAAUUGAUAUACCAAAAAAAUCACCAAUACGUCGUAGACGUAAAAAAUCAACAAACGAUACGAAUGUAUUAUCAUCACAAAAACAAUCAUCAUCUACAUCAUCAAAUACUGAUGAUAAAAUAAAAAUGAAAUAUAAUGAAAAUAAUAAUACAAAUAGACACAAAGAAGAAACCCAAAUAAAUAUUGAAAAUUUAUGUAAACCAAUAUAUCUUGAAUCAAUGAUUAAUAAUAAUAAUAAUACAAAAUUAAUAAAUAUUAAUGAUAAUACAAAUGAUGAUAUUGUUAGCUUAAUAAGUACAUUAUUAGUUACUGUUGAGAGAAAAAUUGAAAAAAUUAGUAUGGAUGAUUUGAUAUUUCCUUGUCCAGCAUGUAGAAAUAUUGAUACUGAUGAUCCAUUAAUUGGCUGUAAAUGUAUUGAUGAUAAUCAUUCGAUAAAUCAUCAUGAUGAUAAUUGUCAUUGUAAUAUUGAUAAUACAUCUAAAACAUUUGAAGUUGAUGGAUUUAAACAUAUUGAUAGUGAUGAUGAAGAAGAAGUUAGAAUGGCUUUUGGUACAAAAAAACGAGAUGAGGAAGUAUCACCUCCAAGAACUAUUCACGAUAUAUCUGAACGUGUAUUAAAUUGUGGUCUACGUUUACCAGGCUAUGCUGACGAUGCAAGUGGUAGACUUGUACUUGAGUUUGAAAAUAAUUCACAAGAUGCAAAAGAAAAAAUUUGCCCGAGGGAAAUUGCAUCAUACCUCUUGUAUCUUGCCCGACUUCACAGUUCUGAUAGAACAAAAAAUGGAUGGACUCUUGUUAUUCGUGGUGGUAAUGAUCAAGAUUUAGAUACACUUGAUUGUGCAUUAUUACUUGUACAAGAUCGUGUUCACGUGAGACAAGCACUUUUACUUGAAAAUGAUACACUUAAAUUUCAAGAUAAUCAAUUUCCACGUAGCAGUGUCAAGAUCACGAGUGUUGAUGAUGACUGCCUCAGUAGGAGGUUCCCAAGACGAAGGGAUGAUUGCUACGAUCAGAAGCACUGGAUUGCAUUUUACAAGGAAUAUGACAGUAUAAUGUCAGAAUGGCAAUCUUGGGGACGUCGUUUAAUAAUGGAAAUGUCAGAGUUAAAAGAAAAUAAAAAAAAUAAUUCAUUGACACAAUUUAGUAGAUUAUUAAAUGAAACAACAAAAAUAAAAACAAAUCGUGAAGCAAAUGAGUGUAUAUCAUGUCUUGAUGAACAUGCAUUACCAUUAUCACAUUUGGAUUAUGUUGAAAAUUCAUUGAAACGUGCACGUAAACUUAUUGAAGAAGUUGAAAAUACAGCAGUACGUCUUGAAAAUUCAUUUGAAACACGACGUGCAACAAUAAGAAAUUUAGCUGUAUUACGUACAAUUAAAGAACAAUCAAAUGAAGUACUUUCUUGGUUUUGUAAAAAAGGAGAAGAUAUUCUUGCUAAAUAUGCAAGACAUUCACCGACAACCCUUGCUGCUGCACGUCAACACGAACGUGAUUUUGAAAAAUUUUAUUUUGCAUCAAUGAGACAUUUGGAUAAAGGUAGUGAUCUUGCUGAGGCUGCUGGUACAUCUGGUCUUGAUGAUUUAUCAAAUAAUUUACGUGAUCAUUUACGUGAUUUUGGUAUACGUCUUGAGGAUCGUCGUGAAUAUCUUGAAGAUACAACACGUUGUUAUUUAUUACAAGAACGUACACAAGAAUGGAUUAUUGAAGCUGAAAAAGUAUUAGAACGUAUAUCAAAUCAAAAAUAUUUUGGUAUACGUCCACCAAUACCAUUACCAAAUGAACAUUUUAAUGAAAUGUUAACAAUUGCUGAUAAAAUUGGUAAUGAAUUAAUAAUUGAUAAAUGUAAAAAUAUACGUGAUAAAUACAAUAAUAUUGUAUUAUUAAUACGUGGUAAUAAUAGUAAUGAUAGUCCAUCAAGUCGUCGUAGAUCAUUUGCAACAUCUGAAUCAGCUGCUGAAUCAAAUUCAUGGGAUGACAGUGAUUCAAAUACUGGAUCAUGUGAAUUAAAAAAUACAUUAUUAAAUAAUAAUAAUAAUAUUAACAAUAAUAAUAAUACAAUAAUAAAUGAUUCACGUACACCAAUACUUGAUAAUAUUGAUGAAUUAAAUGAAACAAAAAUAAAUGAUAAUAAUAAUAAAAAUAUUAUUGAUAAAUCAUCAUCAUCAAGUCCAAUUAUAAAUAAUAAUCGUAGAUUUUUAAAACCACCAGUUAAUUCACAUUUACAAAGAUCAUCAAGUAUACCAACACCUGGUAUGAAAGUUAAAAAAACAAUAAUAUUAAUUAUGAGAGAAAUGAUACAGACUGAAAGAGAUUAUGUUAAAUCACUUGAAUAUAUUAUUGAAAAUUAUAUACCAGAACUUGUUAGAGAUGAUAUACCACAAGCAAUGAGAGGACAAAGAAAUGUUAUAUUUGGUAAUGUUGAAAAAAUAUAUGAAUUUCAUAGUCAACAUUUUUUACGUGAAUUAGAACAAUGUGAACAUUGUCCAAUGAUGGUUGGACAAUGUUUUUUAAGACAUGAAAAUAAAUUUUAUUUAUAUGCAUUGUAUAAUAAAAAUAAGCCAAAUUCUGAUUCUCUAAUGGCUGAAUAUGGUACGUCAUUUUUUAAAACAAAACAACUUGAGUUAAAUGAUAAAAUGGAUUUAGCAAGUUAUUUAUUAAAACCAGUACAAAGAAUGGGAAAAUAUGCAUUGUUAUUACAACAAUUGGUUAAAGCUGGUACUGAUUUAUCAGAAAGUAUUGAUAAUAAUAAUGAUCAUGAUGAUAAAACAGAUUCAAAUGAUAAAAAUAAUGAUGGUGUUAAACGUAUGGUUGAGGGUGAAGCUGAUUUAAGAGAUGCUGAACAGAUGGUACGAUUUCAAUUACGUCAUGGUAAUGAUUUACUUGCUAUGGAUUCAUUGAGAGAUUGUGAUGUCAAUGUCAAGGAACAAGGACGUUUAUUACGACAAAAUGAAUUUUUAGUUUGGCAAGGAAAAGGAAAAAAAUGUCUUCGUCAAGUUUUUUUAUUUGAAGAUUUAAUAUUAUUCAGUAAAGCAAGACGUUUUCCUGAUAGAAAGAAUUUAGAUAUUUAUAUUUAUAAACACAGUAUAAAAACAACAGAUAUUGGAUUAACAGCUGUUAUGGCUGAUUCACCAACAAAAUUCGAAAUAUGGUUUAGAAAAAGAAAACCAGGUGAUACAUAUACACUACAAUGUGCAAGUGAAGAUAUUAAAAAAUCAUGGACUGAAGAAUUAAGUAAUUUACUAUGGAAACAGGCGCUUCGUAAUCGAGAAGUGCGCCUUGCUGAAAUGUCAAGUAUGGGAAUUGGCAAUAAACCUUGUCUUGAUAUAAGACCAAGUGCUGAUCAAAUAAAUGAUCGUUCAAUAAGCGUUGCACAAUUAUCAAAAACACCAAGAUUUAGAAAUUCAAUAGCAGUAUCAAUAUCAGAUGAAUCAAGUCGUUCAACAAGAAGACCACACAGUGUUAUAUCAGUUAGUUCAUCAUCAAGUAGUGGUGGUAGUAGUGGUGGUGGUGGUCAACAAACAACAUUACAUCUUGGACUUGAUGCUAGUCCACGUCUUCAUCAUCGUAGUACAACACUAAACAGUCAAUGUAGUGUUGAAAGUGGAAUAAUUGCUGAUAUAUCAAUAGUAUCAGACGACGGCUGUGCUGAUACAAGUGAAAGAAAUAAUUGGAAAUCUACAUUAGAAAGUUCAACGUCAUCAAAUACACCAAACAAUACAUCAACACCUCUUAAAAAUUCAACAACAACAAAUCCACCAACUGCAUCAUCAUCCUCAUCAUCAUCAUCGUCAUCAUCAUCAUCACCAUCAUCAUCAAGUGAUGUUAAUUUAACACCUUAUGAUCAAGACAUGUCCAUUAAUUUGUAAAUUAGAAAACAAAGUCUUUUCAAUAAAAAUUAGCAUCGAAUUUAAUUUAAAAAAAAAAAAUUCACAAUUAAAAUUAUAAUAUAAAUGAAAGUAAGAUUUAAAAUUAUAAUUAUAAUAAUAAUUAGUAGCUCUGACACUGGCCUGUAAGCGCAAAAGCCAAAUAUUUUAAUUAUUUUAUUUGGAUAUAUUUUAUUUGUAUUAUUUUUUAUUUUUUAUAUUCUUUUUUUUUCGUUUAGAAACGUUCAAAGUUUCGAAAUGUUUUAGAGUGGCUUGACGUUAUUGUUAAUUAAAUAAUAAUAAUAAUAAUAAUAAUUGACAAAUAUUAUUAUUAUUAUUAUUGAUAAUGUAAAAAAAUAAAUUUUAUGGAAAUAAUAAACUUUAAGCCAGUCUCAAGACUAACAUACACACACAAUUGACUUACUGAUGGAAAAAAAAAAUUGAAAUUAAUUGGAAUGAAAAAAAAAGAAAUUAAAUUUGUAAAUUUUUUUUUUUUUUGUUUAUAAAUUGCGAAAGGUUAUUAUCAUGUAAGUCAUUAUAAAUUGUGGCCUUCAAUUGUCAAGGUUUUCUGCCAAGGUAUUGCCAGUGAUAUCUUGUUGACA
Molecule: messenger RNA, 6613 nt
Organism: Aphidius gifuensis
Lineage: Eukaryota; Metazoa; Arthropoda; Insecta; Hymenoptera; Braconidae
Exons: 18
Coding region: 918-6014 (1698 amino acids)
Molecular function (GO): guanyl-nucleotide exchange factor activity
Source: RefSeq, a predicted model, not a curated record